ACUGCCUGAAUCCCGGAAAAGCCUUGAACUCUCAUUGGCCAGCUGAGGAUUUCAUGAAUGCUUUUCCAUCACUGUAAGAGAUUACUGGAUUGUUUUAGCAGUUGUGCUGCUGCUCCUCAGGCUGUCCAUCGCUUUCUCUCUCUGUUGCUUGGAUGUGACAUUCUGAAAUGAGUCUCACUGGAAUACAUCGAGGAUUCCUGAAGAAGUACGGAGGUUUCUUGUUCAAACAGUGGAAGGAGAAAUUCUUGUAUCUCUCACUGGAUGGCAACCUGCUCAUAUGUCGGGAUGCAGAUUCCCCGCCAGAUCUGGAGAUUGGCCUGCACUCCAGCUGUGAAGCAAUUCUGGAGGGUACAGAGAUCAGUGAUCUUCCUCGACUUCCCCUUGGUGCACAAAAGGAUUGCUGUUUGGCUCUGACCCUCAGAGAUGGCAAAUACCUACUGCUCUUGGCAUCUGAUCGACAGGAAUGCAGUCAGUGGCUUAACAUGCUUCGGAAAGUGAAAGAGAGUACAGUGCCCCGCUCUCCUUUGAGAUCCUGCAGACAUCAUUUCAGCUCGUCUCUGCAAGGCUGGCGAGAGGGUGGUUCCCCAAAGCAUGAUUCUUUUUGCCAGGAGGAAGAGAGAACAUCCCGAAGUAAAAUAGGAAAACGUUCAGCCAGUUGCCUACGACAUGGCAGGGAUUCUCACCAUGCCAUGAAGGCUGUUUGUUUGCUGAUGGGAGGGGCAGCUGCUGGACACAGUCUGGGUUACAUGGUCACCUUGGCAACAUCAGCUGGGAACUCUUUGGAAACACCGCCACCGGAUUUUAAGGACCUGGGUUACCAUCCUUCCACCUGCUCCCAGGAAGCAGACAGCCCACACUUUGACAGUUUUGAGUACGAGUCAGCCGACCAGGACUUUGACAGCUUUGAUUAUGGAGCUUUCAGCUUUUAGGCUGGCAAAUAAUCCCUGAGAACUGAACAUUUCUUUAGGAAGAACUGAAUGGGAACGGUGCAAAAUGUCUUAAUGAUAUUGAGGAGGCGUGCUUUCAAGAUGGUGUUCCUAGUGGAAAAUGAAGCACUAAAGCAACUGAAAAGACAAAGUAGCCAAAUUGUCUGUUACUCGUCUGUGCUGUUUUGGGUGCGGUUUAGUU
Molecule: messenger RNA, 1128 nt
Organism: Erpetoichthys calabaricus (reedfish)
Lineage: Eukaryota; Metazoa; Chordata; Cladistia; Polypteriformes; Polypteridae
Exons: 5
Coding region: 168-929 (253 amino acids)
Biological process (GO): regulation of cell differentiation
Cellular component (GO): membrane
Source: RefSeq, a predicted model, not a curated record